GCUCUAUGGUUGACGGUGGCCGACGUCUGAAGAGUGGCGGGAGUAACCUCUUUUCCUACCCUGUUUUGUGGUAACUGCGGCUCUCUUUCCCAGUCAUCUGGCUGGGGAGGGCGCUUAGGCAACCGAACUCCACCGCAAAGCUGUUCUCUGCAGGAACAGGAGCAUCCUUUGAAGUCUGAUGCAAGGUGGACCAUGCCUCUCAUAACCACACAGGCUGAAGAGGAGAAUGAUUACAGCUUAGUGGCCAGCCUUGAUAAUGUCAGGAAUUUCUCUACCAUCCUCAAGGCUAUUCAUUUCCGAGAACAUGCCACGUGUUUCGCAACUAAAAAUGGUAUCAAGGUUACAGUGGAAAAUGCAAAGUGUGUGCAAGCAAAUGCUUUUAUUCAGGCUGGAAUAUUUCAAGAAUUUAAAGUUCAGGAAGAGUCCGUUACUUUUCGAAUUAAUUUAACUGUCCUUUUGGAUUGUUUAUCUAUUUUUGGAUCAAGUCCUAUGCCAGGGAUUUUAACUGCACUUCGGAUGUGCUACCAAGGUUAUGGUUACCCUUUGAUGCUAUUUCUGGAAGAAGGAGGAGUCGUAACCGUGUGUAAAAUCAAUACUCAAGAGCCUGAAGAGACUCUGGAUUUUGAUUUCUGCAGCACCAAUGUUACUAAUAAAAUUAUUCUCCAGUCAGAGGGGCUCCGUGAGGCAUUUUCUGAAUUGGAUAUGACAAGUGAGGUCCUACAAAUCACUAUGUCUCCCGACAAGCCUUAUUUCAGGUUAUCAACUUUUGGAAAUGCAGGAAGUUCUCACCUUGACUACCCAAAAGAUUCUGAUUUAAUGGAAUCAUUUCAGUGUAAUCAGACCCAAGUCAACAGAUACAAGAUUUCCUUACUGAAGCCCUCCACAAAGGCAUUAGUCCUGUCUUGCAAGGUGUCUAUUCGAACAGACAACCGAGGAUUCCUUUCAUUACAGUAUAUGAUUAGAAAUGAAGAUGGACAAGUAUGCUUUGUGGAAUAUUACUGCUGCCCUGAUGAAGAAGUUCCUGAAUCCGAGUCUUAACUAUGACAGUUCACUGUGAUAUUGAUGUAUUUAUCCAUGUAGGACAAGUCUCUUUUCUAUUUAUAGUACCCCCCACAACAAUUCUUUAUGGACUUUAUACAGGGAAGAAGUAUGGGAGAGAUAAGGACAAGGUCCCUGACCUUGACAGUAGUUAUGCACUUUGUAAUAUGUUUUCUUUUAGUUGCAGAUUACCCAUUUUUAGAUUCUUCUCUCAUUCUACUCUAGAAUCUGUGAAAUCAUUAUGAGCCAACAUAGAUAAAUUAUACAUUGUAUAUAAGUAGGAUAUUUUAAGAAUCUAAAAUUUUACUGUUUGAUAAAGUCAAAGAUCAAAUGUUCUAUUUAUUUACCAAUAGAAAAGUCAGCAGCCUGGAAAAUAAAUAUUUUCCCAUUUUCAAAAUUUUUCAGUGCUGUAAGUACUUAUUAGAUACUGCCUAUGUGUCUGUGAGAGUUUCUCAACCAAACUAAGGUGUAGAAAACCAGUUAAUUGAUUUUGUACUUUCUCAAGUAAUUUUUUAAUAAAUAUUUUAUGU
Messenger RNA from Erinaceus europaeus (western European hedgehog), 1568 nucleotides. RefSeq names its product RAD1 checkpoint DNA exonuclease (gene RAD1). The transcript is spliced from 6 exons. Gene Ontology annotation, molecular function: 3'-5' exonuclease activity. NCBI's taxonomy places the organism in Eukaryota, Metazoa, Chordata, Mammalia, Eulipotyphla, Erinaceidae. Gene Ontology annotation, cellular component: checkpoint clamp complex; nucleus. The coding region runs from base 193 to 1038 and encodes 281 amino acids. Gene Ontology annotation, biological process: DNA damage checkpoint signaling; DNA repair. The record is from RefSeq and is a predicted model, not a curated record.